This is a messenger RNA of Eurytemora carolleeae, 1441 nucleotides long. RefSeq names its product 2-(3-amino-3-carboxypropyl)histidine synthase subunit 2 (gene Dph2). The record is from RefSeq and is a predicted model, not a curated record. NCBI's taxonomy places the organism in Eukaryota, Metazoa, Arthropoda, Copepoda, Calanoida, Temoridae. Gene Ontology annotation, molecular function: 2-(3-amino-3-carboxypropyl)histidine synthase activity. Gene Ontology annotation, biological process: protein histidyl modification to diphthamide. Bases 1 to 1425 code for a protein of 474 amino acids. The transcript has 15 exons.
AUGGUUAUACUUUUAAGUGCAGAAUUUCGUUAUUUAAACCCCGUUUCCCAGGAUGUUCUAGAACGUCAGAUUGAUCUUUCGUUUACUCCGCAGGAUUCAGAUCUCGAUCUUGAUCUAGUUUUUGAAAUUGAAAAAUGUUGCAGUUGGAUCUGUGAACGAGGGUUGAGACGAGUAGCUCUUCAGUUCCCGGAUUCUCUUCUCAGUUUAGCACCAGCUGUUGCUGCACGGAUACAUGGUAGAAUAGAAGAUGAAGUAUUUGUGCUGGGAGAUACUAGCUAUGGUGAAUGCUGUGUUGACGAGGUUGCUGCCCAGCAUCUGAAUGCUGACGCUGUUAUUCAUUUUGGUCACACUUGUCUUACUCCGUCACAGAAUUUACCAGUCCUCUACGUGUUUACAAGACGAGAUUUAAACCUUGAACUUUUCUUAAAUAUUCUCAGCGAUAAGUUUACUGUUCAUGAUAAACUUCUUCUGCUCUACGAUGUAGAGUAUGAUCAUGUUAUCUCUAACCUUGAGGUUCCAGAUCUCCAUCUGGUGGUCGGAGUACCAUCAGAGGAAACUGAAAUCUUAUCUGCGGGUUGGAUCAGAAAAUUUGGAAGAAAAUUUAAUAUUGAAGGUUGGGAGUUAUUAAAAGAUUAUAAGGUUGUGUAUGUAAGUACUGGGGAUGGAGGGGAUUUAAAGUUGAUGAAUUUUAAUCUCAGUUUUGCUGGAAAUGAUUUUUAUGUAUACUGCAAUGGAGAAUUGGUUCCUGGGAACUCUUCAAUAAAUAAACUUCUGAUGAAGAGAUAUUUCCUUAUUGAAAAAGCGAAGGACGCUGAGCGUAUUGGUAUACUUGUCGGAACCCUUGGCACUAGCAGUUUUAACACCAUCAUCAAUCAAUUAAGGGCAACAAUCAAGAAAUGCGGGAAGCGCUGCUACACCUUUUUGGUCGGGAAACCAAAUGCCGCGAAGCUUGCAAAUUUCCCCGAGAUUGAUAUCUUUGUUCUCGUUUCAUGUCCAGAAACAGCUUUCCCGGAUACAUCGGAGUACUACCAGAAUGUGAUAUCUCCGUAUGAACUUGAGAUUGCUUGUAACUCCAACAGGGUGUGGGGAGGAGAUUAUAUCACAGACUACAGGGACCUUCUGUACGGUACCCCUGGGUUUAUUGAGCCUCCUGAGGUCCCUGGCCACCUCCCUGACGUGUCCCUGGUGUCAGGACGAAUGAGGGGCGGAACUGGGCGGGUGGAUGGAGAGGGUGGGGAACUAGUGGUGGUCAAUGAUAGAACAAUCGGUUUACUUCACUCUGGUGGGGGCGGGGAAUUUCUGGCCAACAGAACCUGGUCUGGGUUAGAGCAGAAGCUAGGUCAAACUGAGGUCGGAGGAAUAGUUCAGGGCAAAGAUGGGAUAGCUGCUGGAUAUUCUGAUGAACCCGUUUUAGAGAAAAAAUAAAUCAAUAUUUUCUAAA